AGUGACGUCGAGUGAUUACGCGCGUCCAUAUAAAAUAGUUGGUCGAUCGUGUGCGCCAUCUUAUUUCGUGAAAAGAGGCCGACAAUCGCGCACCUUUGCUAAGUGUUCUACUAUUUAAGUCUAUUGAAGUGAUAAUAAUUAUAAAGCAUACACAAUGGCAGCAAAAGCACCAGCCGUAGGUAUCGACUUGGGUACCACCUACUCCUGCGUGGGUGUGUUCCAGCAUGGAAAGGUGGAAAUCAUCGCCAACGACCAGGGCAACAGGACAACGCCCUCGUACGUUGCCUUCACAGACACCGAGCGUCUCAUCGGCGACUCCGCCAAGCACCAGGUGGCUAUGAACCCCAACAACACCAUUUUCGAUGCCAAACGUCUUAUUGGUCGCAAAUUCGAGGAUGCUACAGUGCAAGCAGACAUGAAGCACUGGCCAUUUGAUGUCAUCAGCGAUGGUGGCAAACCAAAGAUCAAGGUACAAUACAAGGGCGAGGACAAAACAUUCUUCCCAGAAGAAGUCAGUUCAAUGGUACUUACAAAAAUGAAGGAAACAGCUGAGGCAUACCUUGGCAAAACAGUGCAGAAUGCAGUAAUCACGGUUCCAGCGUACUUCAACGACUCACAAAGACAGGCCACGAAAGAUGCGGGUACCAUCUCUGGCCUGAACGUUCUCCGAAUCAUCAAUGAGCCAACUGCUGCUGCGAUUGCGUACGGUCUAGACAAGAAGGGAGGUGGAGAACGUAACGUUUUAAUUUUCGACCUCGGCGGUGGUACUUUCGACGUGUCCAUCCUGACCAUCGAGGAUGGUAUCUUCGAAGUCAAGUCUACCGCCGGAGACACUCACUUGGGAGGCGAGGACUUCGACAACCGCAUGGUUAACCACUUUGUCCAAGAGUUCAAGAGGAAAUACAAGAAAGACCUCACCACCAACAAGAGGGCCCUCCGUAGGCUGAGAACCGCCUGUGAAAGGGCGAAGAGAACUCUCUCUUCAUCCACACAGGCCAGCAUUGAAAUCGACUCUCUGUUCGAGGGUAUCGAUUUCUACACCUCCAUCACGAGGGCGCGUUUCGAAGAACUGAACGCUGACCUCUUCAGAUCCACCAUGGAGCCCGUCGAGAAGUCGCUGCGCGACGCCAAGAUGGACAAAUCCCAAGUACAUGAUAUCGUACUUGUCGGAGGUUCAACCCGUAUCCCAAGAGUGCAGAAGCUCCUUCAAGACUUCUUCAACGGCAAGGAGCUCAACAAAUCCAUCAACCCUGACGAGGCCGUCGCAUACGGAGCUGCCGUUCAGGCUGCCAUCCUGCACGGCGACAAGUCCGAGGAAGUUCAGGACCUUCUUCUGUUGGACGUGACUCCCCUCUCGCUCGGUAUCGAAACCGCGGGAGGCGUCAUGACCACCCUCAUCAAACGUAAUACGACCAUUCCCACCAAGCAAACUCAAACCUUCACCACAUACUCCGACAACCAACCCGGAGUGCUCAUCCAGGUGUUUGAGGGUGAGCGUGCGAUGACCAGGGACAACAACAUCCUGGGCAAGUUCGAGCUCACCGGCAUUCCCCCCGCGCCACGAGGCGUUCCUCAGAUCGAGGUCACCUUCGACAUCGACGCCAACGGCAUCUUGAACGUAUCCGCCGUCGAGAAGUCGACGAACAAGGAGAACAAGAUCACGAUCACCAACGACAAGGGUCGCCUGUCGAAGGAGGAGAUCGAGCGCAUGGUCAACGAGGCCGAGAAGUACAGGAACGAGGACGAGAAGCAGAAGGAGACCAUCCAGGCGAAGAACGCUCUCGAGUCGUACUGUUUCAACAUGAAGUCGACCAUGGAGGACGAGAAGCUCAAGGACAAGAUCACGGACUCUGACAAGCAGAUCAUCCUCGACAAGUGCAACGACACCAUCAAAUGGCUCGACUCAAACCAGCUCGCCGACAAGGAGGAAUACGAGCACAAGCAGAAGGAGUUGGAGGGCGUGUGCAACCCGAUAAUCACGAAGCUGUACCAGGGCGCGGGCGGAGCACCGGGCGGCAUGCCCGGCGGUAUGCCCGGCGGCAUGCCCGGCUUCCCCGGCGGAGCCCCCGGAGCUGCUGGCGCGGCGCCCGGUGGCGGAGCAGGCCCCACCAUCGAAGAGGUUGACUAAACAUUCCACUUUUCACAAUAUAAGAUCCUUUCCGAUAAGGUGUUACUCCUCCUGAUUCAAAAUAAAUGAUGUAACUUA
Colias croceus (clouded yellow) is the source of this 2206-nucleotide messenger RNA. RefSeq names its product heat shock 70 kDa protein cognate 4 (gene Hsc70-4). Gene Ontology annotation, molecular function: misfolded protein binding; ATP hydrolysis activity; heat shock protein binding. Lineage: Eukaryota; Metazoa; Arthropoda; Insecta; Lepidoptera; Pieridae. The record is from RefSeq and is a predicted model, not a curated record. Gene Ontology annotation, biological process: protein refolding; vesicle-mediated transport; cellular response to unfolded protein. The transcript has 3 exons. The coding region runs from base 155 to 2128 and encodes 657 amino acids. Gene Ontology annotation, cellular component: cytoplasm; plasma membrane; cytosol.